AUGGUACGCUUAUUUACUUGCAGCGGCUUAGUUCGGCCUUGGUUCGGAAUGCCGACCAGCAACGGCGCCGCCCAAACCGCCGAGCUUCCGGCUUCCCGUACGGAUCUACGGUUAGGUUGCGACGGAGCGCCGCACGCCCAACCGCAUGUGUCUCUCUCAUCAGUGACACGAGACGACGAAGGCCGCUCCAGCCGCAUCAGAAGCUAG
Molecule: messenger RNA, 207 nt
Organism: Akanthomyces muscarius
Lineage: Eukaryota; Fungi; Ascomycota; Sordariomycetes; Hypocreales; Cordycipitaceae
Exons: 3
Coding region: 1-207 (68 amino acids)
Source: RefSeq, a predicted model, not a curated record